This is a messenger RNA of Fomitopsis serialis, 906 nucleotides long. RefSeq lists its product as uncharacterized. The record is from RefSeq and is a predicted model, not a curated record. Gene Ontology annotation, molecular function: oxidoreductase activity. Bases 1 to 906 code for a protein of 301 amino acids. The transcript has 4 exons. NCBI's taxonomy places the organism in Eukaryota, Fungi, Basidiomycota, Agaricomycetes, Polyporales, Fomitopsidaceae.
AUGAUCGCUUCGCAAAUUUGGCUCAUCACCGGUGCUUCGUCAGGUUUCGGGAGGCUCGUCGCAGAGACGGUCCUCGAGAAUGGCGGCAUCGCGAUCGCCACCCUUCGGAACCCCGACGCCCUCUCAGAUCUCGCAUCGCGAUACCCGCCCAGCAAGCUCUCGGUCCUCAAACUGGACGUGCGCAACGCCGACGAGAUCCGCGAUGCCUUCGCCCAGGCGAAGGAGCUCUUCGGCCGGAUCGACGUUGUCUUCAACAACGCGGGCUUCACACUCAUGAGCGAGGCGGAGAGCGCGUCCGAGGACGUCGCCCGGGAGCUGUUCGACGUGAACUUCUGGGGUGCGGUGAACGUCAGCCGGGAGGCUGUCAGGUUCUUCCGCGAAGUGAACAAUCCUCAGGGCGGUCGACUCUUGCAGGCGUCGUCUGCUGGGGGCAUUGAGAGCCUCUCUGCCCUCCCGUACUACUGUGCGAGCAAACAUGCGCUCGAAGGCUUCACGGAAGGUCUCGCCGCAGAACUCCGGCCAGAGUGGAACAUCAAGGUCACGUCGAUCGUCCUCGGCUCAUACCACACCAACGCCGGACCGAACAUGAAGCGUCCACCCCCGCACCCCGCUUAUAUCGACGCCGACACGCAGCAACCCACCGCUCGGCUGCAUCUCUACACGAAGCCAGCCGCCUACCCCGAGGCCGCCGCCCAUCUGAUCUGCAAGAUCGCGGAGCUGCAGGACCCACCUCUGCGCGUGCCGCUAGGCCAGGACGCCGUCGAGACCCUGCGGAGGAAGGGGCAGAGUCUCCUCGAGACCGCGGAGGAGUACCACGCGUGGUCGGAGAACGUGCCGUUGAUGAGUAUAGAGGAGUUCCUGUCGAAACUGAAGCAGCAGACCGCCGGAGCUGCGACAGUAAAUUGA